CUAAUUAAUUAACUCAACAAAUAACUUCGUGUUCGCAUUAAAUCUUUUUAAGACUCAUCAUCAUAUGCUGUUGACUUGCUGAAUUGCAGAAAAAAGAGAAGAAUUAACACAUAAACAGCUGUUUUAGCUUAUUCAUUUAGUAGCUACAAUACUAUAAGAUAUUUACGUAAAUUUUGCCGAUGCGUUACAGUUUAUUUUCACUCUACAUAUAAAAAAAAACUUUCCAAAUGCGUAAAAAUGUCGCGUAAUAUGCAACGUUUAACCGAUAGCUUACGUUUACAAUAUAUAAAUUGGUGCAGGACUAGAUUCCAGAUAACGGGACCAUGUAAGCAACAGUGCAGAUAUACCGCCACUGACCCUGUUAAAGGAAAAGGCCCCAUAUCAUGGAAGAGUUUUGCGGCCAUUAGUGGUCUCGGGGCUAUAGGUUUGGGUUUUAUGUUAUAUGUUAAAAGUGAGAAAGAAGAAGCUAUAAUGAAAGAACGUAAGCGUCAAUUGGGUAAAGCUGCGAUAGGAGGUCGAUGGGAACUGAUUGAUUCCAAAGGAGCUCUCAGAAAAUCUGAAGACUUCUUCGGCAAAUGGCUGUUAAUAUAUUUCGGAUUUACUCAUUGUCCGGAUAUAUGUCCAGAUGAAUUAGAGAAAAUGUCGGCCGUUGUGCAGGAAAUUGACAAGACUCCUGGAAAUCCGGAAAUACAACCGAUAUUCAUUACAGUUGAUCCGGAACGCGACAGCAAGGAAGUGGUGGAGAAAUACGUUAAAGAAUUUUCACCGAAACUUUUAGGUCUAACAGGUAGUGUUGAGCAAAUAGGCAAAGUUUGCAAAGCCUUCCGAGUGUACUUCAGCGCUGGCCCACGUGAUAAAGACAACGAUUAUAUUGUCGACCAUACAAUAAUUAUGUAUUUGGUUAAUCCAGAGGGAGAAUUUGUUGAUUACUAUGGGCAGACACGUGACAAAGAUCAGUGUGUUUCUUCUAUAUUGAUGAAUAUGGCCAAGUGGGAUGCUCUAAAUAAAAAAUCAUGGUUUAGUCAAAAAUGAAAAAUGAUAAUCUUUGGCUUCGCUUAAGAACUCGGCUAAAAGCAUUUAACUUAUUAUUGAUAUCGUUUGGCACAAAGUUUAAUUUGUACAAUCAAAUAAAGAAAAAUUGAAUUAACUA
Glossina fuscipes is the source of this 1150-nucleotide messenger RNA. RefSeq names its product protein SCO1 homolog, mitochondrial (gene Scox). The transcript is spliced from 3 exons. Gene Ontology annotation, cellular component: mitochondrial inner membrane. Gene Ontology annotation, molecular function: copper chaperone activity; copper ion binding. NCBI's taxonomy places the organism in Eukaryota, Metazoa, Arthropoda, Insecta, Diptera, Glossinidae. Bases 238 to 1032 code for a protein of 264 amino acids. Gene Ontology annotation, biological process: intracellular copper ion homeostasis; mitochondrial respiratory chain complex IV assembly. The record is from RefSeq and is a predicted model, not a curated record.